Messenger RNA from Paramecium octaurelia, 1124 nucleotides. The record is from the annotation of a GenBank genome assembly. NCBI's taxonomy places the organism in Eukaryota, Ciliophora, Oligohymenophorea, Peniculida, Parameciidae.
AUGUUAGUGUAUUCGGUUGUUUCUGCAAUGCUUAAGCUAAUAUUUUAUCAAUUUCAGUAAAUCAUACUAUAUUGUUUUUAUAAUUACAAUUAAUUUUAGGAUAAACUAUUUUAAAAUAACUAAUAUUAUGACAUUUUAGUUGAAGCUCCCAUUAAUUAAGAAACGAACAGAAUUAGAAUAAACAAUUACAGAUAUUAAAUAAGCAUCAAAUACAAGUCAAGAUACUGUAAGCAUUUAAGAAGCAAUAAGAAAUUAAAAUCAUAGGAAAAGCAUCAGCCUUUAUGGUAUAUUAAUAAAUAAAAAUAAGAAAUUUAAAAUUAAGGAUCAAGUCGCACAACCGAUAGGACUAAGACAAUUGAAAAUUCAUUAGUUGGGGAAGCUUCAAUGAAACCGGAGAAACUAAAUUACGUCAUGAAGGAAUAAUAGAAAUUUUAGCCUUAGAUUGAUAUGAGAAAAGGUUUUGCAGGGAGAUAUGAUAAAAAGGGUGAAUGGGAGCAUUAUUUACCGCCAUUACCAAGUGUUCAAGAGAGAGAGAAUAAACAAUUAAAACAACUAGUCAAAUUCACUAAAAAAUUUGUUGAUAAAGUACCUAAGCUUAAAUUGAGGCAAAGAUUAAAAUCUUGUUUUAUAGCAAUCAAAGCUUUAGUUAGAUGGGCAAAAUUAGUGAAGUAUUUCAUCCUCAUAUUUUCAAGAUCUCUAAUUUAGAAAAAGAGAUUGAAUACUUUUUUUUACAGUAAUUGCUUGAAGGAAGUAAUUUAUAACGAUUAAAUCAAAGCAAUCAAAUUUAAACAAUGGACUUAAAUGGCUUUUUCAAAAGUAUUUAAUUAGAUUAAAAAGGAGAGAUUAGAAUAAUAUUACAAUUUGAAUAUUAUAGUAAUAAUAUAAUAUAUUAAUUAGGAUGGCCCUUGCAAAUAGUUAAGCCCACAAGAGAAUGAUAUUUGUGUACUUAAAUUACGCUAUUUAAUUUAAUUGAUGUUAGAAGGCUUUUUGGUAAUGACAAAUAAGCCAAAUUUAUUAAAGGAAUUGGUAGGCGAAAUGUACAUAUCCUAAUUUGAAGAUUAAAGGAACUGUUUUUAUUUAUUUACUAGUUUAAGGACUAUGUAUUUAUAAAAUAAAAGAGAUGA